GCGAGCGGAACCUUCAUGAAGUUUCUCAUCGAAAAUGUGAAGCCAUCGAAAGCCGCGGCCGACUCGACGCGAUCCCACGGCAGCCUGGGUUUACAGCAGGGCGCAGCCAGGCCAGCUCCUGAGGGCGACACCAGUUAGGAGUCCGGGCUUAGACAACGCGAACCCUCGGGAGAGGCAACGGGCAGAGGGAAGGGAAGGGAGAAAAAGGCGCACACACACGCACCAGUGUGGGCAGGGAUAGUGUCUCAUCCACCGGAGGGAGGGAGAGGGACACACACACACACCAGUGUGGGCAGGGAUAGUGUCUCACCCACCAGAGGAGAGGGACACACACACACACACACACCAGUGUGGGAAGGGAUAGUGUCUCACCCAUCAGAGGGAAGGGGGAGGGAGAGGGACACACACACACCAGUUUGGGCAGGGAUAGUGUCUCACCCAUCAGAGGGGUUGGGGGGUGGGGGAGAGGGAGACACACAUCAGAGGGGAGGGAGAGGGACGCGCGCACACAUAUGCAAACCGCUCAGAUUGGACACAGUGUCUCGUCCAAUGGAAGAUCCCUGGGUUAAGGACACACACAUACGCUAGGGUGUGGGGAGAUAAUAUCUCAUCCAUCAGAAGGAGACACACUAAAGGGGAGAGGGAAAGAGCAUUUCACUUAUCAGAGGGAAACACGCACACCAGGUUGGGGCGAAGGAUUGUGCCUCACCCAUUGGAGGGACACAUGCAGUAAGGAUAGUGAAAGAGGGAGACGGCCUCUGUCACAGUAGGACACACAUACAGGAAGGAUUAGAGAAAAACCAAUAUACAGUAACGGGUAGACCGGAUAAAACUGACUGAGCCCAGAGAUAGAGAGAGAGAGGGGAAAGUGCAAGCGAAAGCUCUCAUCCAGAAACAUCAGAGGGAGGGAUAGGAAACAAGUGCUUAGGAACCGAGACAGAGGGUGUGGGAGCUCAGUGGGGUAUUGUGUAAACUAUUCAUUGUAAUCGUCUGCAUUGCAGCAAUUCCUUUGCAAAGGUGUUUGGAGCUGUGAUCUUGUACUUUGGAUCUUGGUGCUUUUGAACUGCCAAUUGUUAGCCUUUCUGUUGUUGCUAAUCAUGGGCCUACCAGCACUGGAGUUCAGCGAUUGUUACCUGGACAGCCCGCAGUUCCGGGAUAAAAUCAAGUCUCACGAAGCAGAGCUGGAAAAAACAAACAAGUUCAUUAAAGCUCUGAUUAAAGAUGGAAAAGCAUUGAUUCAGGCAUUAAAAAAUCUGUCUGUCGCAAAGAGGAAGUUUGCAGAAUCGUUAAAUGAAUUUAAGUUUCAGUGCAUUGGAGAUGCAGAGACAGAUGAUGAGAUCUGCAUAGCAAAAUCACUUCAAGAGUUUGCAGGAGUUCUAAAAAACCUUGAAGAUGAGCGAGGGCGUUUGAUUGAGAAUGCAGCUGAUGUCCUCAUCAGUCCAUUGGAAAGAUUUCGGAAGGAACAAAUUGGAGCUGCAAAAGAGGCAAAGAAGAAAUAUGAUAAGGAAACAGAAAAGUACUGCAAUGUACUGGAAAAACAUUUAAAUCUGUCAUCCAAAAAAAAGGAUUCUCAUCUUCAGGAGGCAGACAGUCAAGUAGAUGUCGUCCGUCAGCGUUUCUACGAAGUGUCACUGGAAUAUGUAUUGAAAGUGCACGAGGUCCAAGAGCGAAAGAUGUUUGAGUUUGUGGAACCAUUGCUUGCAUUCUUACAAGGACUCUUUACAUUUUAUCAUCAUGGUUAUGAAUUGGCAAAAGACUUUGGACAUUUUAAAACCCAGCUUCAGAUCAGCAUUCAGAAUACACGGGACCGGUUUGAAGGUACACGAUCUGAAGUUGAAUCACUAAUGAAGAAAAUGAAGGAGAACCCUCAAGAGCAUCAGAGCAUCAGCCCUUACACAAUGGAAGGCUACCUUUUCAUACAGAAAAAAAGUCCUUUUGGAUCCAGUUGGGUAAAGCACUACUGCACAUAUCAAAAAGAAUCAAAACAAGUCACCAUGGUGCCAUUUGACCAGAAAACUGGAGGAAAGAUAGGGGAUGAAGAAACAUUUAUCCUAAAAUCAUGCAUUAGAAGAAAAACUGACUCCAUUGAGAAGAGAUUUUGUUUUGAUGUAGAAGGAGCAGACAGGGCAACCAUGAUCACCAUGCAAGCACUCUCUGAGGAGGACAGGAGGCUGUGGAUGGAGGCGAUGGAUGGCAGAGAACCAGUGUACAAUUUGAAUAAAGACAAUCCAAUAAGUGAAGGUGCUGCUCAACUGGACAAAGUCGGAUUUGAUUUAGUGAAGAAAUGCAUACAUGCAGUGGAAGAAAGAGGUAUUAAUGAACAGGGCCUAUACCGAAUAGUUGGUGUUAAUUCUCGAGUCCAAAAACUGUUAGGUUUACUAAUGGGAACAGCUGAUGUAGACCUGGAGAGCUCAACUGAAUGGGAGAUAAAAACUAUUACCAGCACGCUUAAACAUUACCUCAGAGUGCUUCCAGCUCCAUUGAUGACAUUCCAGUUGCAACAUAGCUUUAUCAAAGCAGCGAAGUUGGACAAUCCAGAAUCAAGACUCUCUGAGAUACAUAAAUAUGUGCAUCGGCUACCAGAAAAGAACAAGACAAUGCUGGAAAUAACGAUAAAACAUCUGGCAAAGGUAUCCAGUAACCACAAACAAAAUCUGAUGACCGUAGCAAACCUGGGUGUGGUGUUUGGACCAACGCUGUUUAGACCACAGGAGGAGACUGUGGCAGCAAUCAUGGAUAUUAAGUUUCAGAAUAUAGUUGUUGAAAUUUUAAUAGAAAACUAUGAAAAGAUUUUCCAAAUGAAACCAGAAACUGCAACAGUUCAACCAAAUCCAUCAUUGAAUUCUGCACAGAAGAAAAGUUCUGAACCUAAAACUGCCUUGUGCAGCCAGAGACCUUUAAUGUUGUUUCAGACAUUAUCAAAUGAAAAUGAGAAGCAGAACAGCAUUGCAGUCUCCAGUAAUGUAUCUGUGUUCGUUCCAACUGUGAAUGCCUCAUCCAGUUCUAAAACCAAUCGACAAAGUGUGCAUAGUCUGGGAUCUAGUGACACUGAGGUGUGUGCAAUGAAACUGGACCGACCAAAUUCUUUGGCCAUGUGGUCAAGUUAUGCAACUUUGGCAGCGCGAUUCAGAAAAAGGUUAAAUCCCAAACGAAAACCCAGUCUCACUAGUCCCAGCUCACCACUCUCACCCACAUGGCCCAUGGUUUCGGCACCUUCAAGUCCAGUUCCUGUUUCCUCCAGUGAUUCUUCCCCUCUCAGUACCCAAAAUCGCAAAGCUCGAGCCCUGUAUGCAUGUAAAGCCGAACAUGACUCAGAAUUAUCCUUCAGCGCUGGAACCAUCUUUGAGAAUGUUCAUUCAUCUAGGGAACCUGGUUGGCUUGAAGGAACACUGGAUGGGAAGACUGGACUAAUUCCAGAAAAUUAUGUUGAGUUUCUAUAGCCAAAGAUGUGCAAUGUUUGCUGAGAAUUACAUGGUAUCCAUGGCAAUCGAUGAAGAUAUGAACAUUAUUUUGGUUUUUGGCAUUUUAUUCUAUUGCAGAAAUGCAACGAGGACAUUGUGGGAACUGGAGAUUAUUUUCAGCUCAAGCUUUGAAUGUCCUGUAUGGAUAUGAUGUACCAUUAAUUUAUCAAACCAGAGCCUGUAAUUAUUUCAUAAGGAUUUUGUUUUUAAUUCAAAUACUUAAGGUUGUGAAAUUAAGAUUUAUUUUAUCUGUACUAGAUAGUAGAAUGUAUAUAAUGUAGAUAUUCAUUCUACUUCACUGUUGCAAAUAUCCAUAAGAUAUAUGUAGUAUGAUAUGGGGGGGUUUUAAUUUGGAAAGUAUUAUUCUUAAGUUUACCAUUUCUUCCACCUAAAGUAUUGAAUUCACAUAUUUUGAUUAUACAAUUGAAAUAUUGCAUUACAGAAAUAUAAGUGACUAGGCAAUAGUCACAUUAAUGGCCAAAUAGUAAUAAUGGGAUGAAGGUGAAUCACUGUCCAUUUCAUUAUUUUUAAAUCACAGUCAUUGAUAUGGGAAGCAUUACUUAUCUAUUUUUCAAAAUAAACAUUAAUUUGACAUUAAAAAAAAGUGUUUAACAUAAAAUUAAAUGCUUUCCAAUGUUGUGAAAGAAGAAAUGGAUUUUAAGGAUAGAAGUGUUAAAAAUUUAAAUAGAAGUGUUUAUAACAUUUUAAAAUGACAAUCAGCCAGCAAGUGGAAGACAUCUCUACUGACAUUGCCAUUCCACUGAUGAAUAAACUGCUUUGAGAUGGUAGCAGCAGACAUUUGUAGUAAUUUUACUACACAUGCUUUGGCAGCUAAUAUUUUGACUUAAGGUAACAACUGCACAGAACUGAUCAAGUUUAAGACAAAUUUCAUGAUUUCAACAAAUCAUCUUUGAGGCCUGGAGUUUCAAAUCUAACACAAAUUUGCAUUUAUAGAACAUAUUUAAUCUAUUCCAAUGUGCAAAUACAUAGUACCAAAGGUUUUCCAUGAACAGUUGUUAAAAGACAGAACCUCCUGCCUUGACAGCGUGUAUGAACAUAAGGAACUAUGAGGUGUGUGUGUGUGUGUGUGUGUGUGUUUAAAACAAGCUUCUGCUUCUUAACUUUUUCAGGGGAGAACAGAUUAUCAGCAGCUAGUUAGAAACAAGUUGAAAAGAAAUAGGGAAAAAAAAAUCUGGGGGAACAAAAAGAAGCUUUCAUGGUCUUUAUACAUUCUGCCUGUGGAAAUUAUUUGCUUUGAAACAAACAAAACAGUUUUAUCCAAUCUACACAGAGUUUGGCAUUUUUAAAUUUAAAUCUAUAAUAGUUAUUGUGUUUUAGGAAGUGGCUCCGCUUUUAAAGUUUUUUUAAAGUCAUUGCUUCUAACUUGAAUGUGCUAACACUGCUGAAGCUACUGGAUGGUGAUAAUCAAUUAAUUUGUUUAAUUUUAGCGCAAUGGUUAAAUGCUUCUACAUUAUUGACUGCAACAAAUUACAGCCUGGUAGUUUAUCUCUUAACUAUCUGUUUUAAAAUAUGCAUUA
Molecule: messenger RNA, 4999 nt
Organism: Pristis pectinata (smalltooth sawfish)
Lineage: Eukaryota; Metazoa; Chordata; Chondrichthyes; Rhinopristiformes; Pristidae
Product: rho GTPase-activating protein 26-like
Exons: 25
Coding region: 1098-3440 (780 amino acids)
Biological process (GO): signal transduction
Cellular component (GO): cytoplasm
Molecular function (GO): protein binding; GTPase activator activity
Source: RefSeq, a predicted model, not a curated record